Messenger RNA from Oncorhynchus gorbuscha (pink salmon), 1077 nucleotides. RefSeq names its product histamine H2 receptor-like. Gene Ontology annotation, molecular function: G protein-coupled receptor activity. The record is from RefSeq and is a predicted model, not a curated record. NCBI's taxonomy places the organism in Eukaryota, Metazoa, Chordata, Actinopteri, Salmoniformes, Salmonidae. The coding region runs from base 1 to 1077 and encodes 358 amino acids. The transcript has a single exon. Gene Ontology annotation, cellular component: membrane. Gene Ontology annotation, biological process: adenylate cyclase-activating adrenergic receptor signaling pathway.
AUGCUGUCUAUGGUGAUACUCGGUGUUUUCCUGUCCCUGCUCAUCCUGCUGACAGUGUGUGGUAACGUCCUGGUUUGUCUGGCCGUCUGCGCCACACGACGUCUCCGCUGCCUCACCAACUGUUUCAUCGUCUCCCUCGCCAUCACUGACCUGCUGCUUGGCAUGCUUGUCCUGCCUUUCUCCGCCCUCCUCCAGCUCAGCGAUUGGCCUCUGGGGCCGACCAUCUGCAACAUCUACAUCUCAUUGGAUGUUAUGUUGUGCACCGCCUCCAUCCUCACGCUAUUGGCCAUUAGCCUGGACCGCUACCUGGCCGUGACCGCGCCCCUUAGAUACUCCUCACUAGUGUUGCCGAGGCGAGUUGCCUUUGCUAUGGCGUUGGUGUGGGCGGUGUCGCUAGCAGUGUCAUUCCUGCCAAUCCACCUGGGAUGGAACACGGUGGACGGCAACGUGCAGAAUCGCGGCCAGGGGGACAACAUGACAGAGUGUAACUUUGAGCUGAACCCAUCGUACGCUGUCGUGGACUCCUCCUUAACCUUCUACCUCCCCCUGUUGAUCAUGUGCUGGACCUACCACCGUAUUCUUCGCAUUGCUCGGGCGCAGGCCAGGCGCAUCAUCCACGCGCGCCCCAGACUUAACAACAACAACGGCUCCUCGUCAGCCCCUCGUCAACUCACCUCGGUAACAGCGGUGGCUCUACGGGAACACAAAGCCACAGUGACUCUAGCAGCAGUGAUCGGGGUGUUCGUGGUGUGCUGGCUGCCCUACUUCACCCUGUUUACCAUUAUGGGUCUGAAGAAGCAGAACUACCCAGCAGCCUACCCAGUGGUGCAGUGGCUGGGGUACAUCAACUCAGCUCUGAACCCUUUGCUCUACGCUGCCCUCAACAGAGACUUUAGGUCCGCCUACGCCCGCCUGCUGCGCUGUGGUUACUACGGCUACGGCAGGGGGAGGGGCCGGCCACCAUGCCCCAACACAUUCAUGACAGGUAAAAAGGAACAAGGGAAAAGACAACGUACACUGGGAAGGAACAUACACAAUAGCUCAGAACUCCAAAAGCCUUUUUUUUCUGGUGCCUAA